AUGCAGCGCCCAGGACGUGAGCUGACCCCGUCUCUCGCACAUGCUGUGUUUCAGGGCCAGUUCUGUGAUUACUGCGAUGCUGCCGAUCCCAGCAAAGCUCACCCGGUGACCAACGUGAUUGAUGGAACCGAGCGCUGGUGGCAGAGUCCUCCUCUGUCUGUGGGCUUGGAGUACAAUGAAGUCAACGUCACCUUAGAUCUGGGACAGCUCUUCCAUAUUGCCUACAUCCUUAUCAAGUUUGCAAAUUCUCCUCGCCCAGAUCUCUGGAUCUUAGAAAGAUCAGUGGAUUUCGGAAGAAGUUACACUCCCUGGCAAUAUUUUGCUCACUCCAAAGCAGAUUGUUUGGAACGUUUUGGAAAGGAAGCUAAUGUUCCUGUGAGGAGAGAUGAUGAUGUCCUUUGCACUACAGAGUAUUCUCGCAUUGUGCCUCUCGAAAACGGAGAGAUUGUAAUAUCCUUGGUAAAUGGCCGUCCAGGAGCAAAAAACUUCACUUACUCCCCUACCCUUAGAGAAUUCACGAAAGCGACAAACAUCCGCCUUCACUUUCUCAGAACCAACACACUCCUUGGACACUUGAUAUCAAAAGCUCAGCGAGACCCCACUGUAACCCGCAGGUAUUACUACAGCAUAAAGGACAUCAGUAUUGGCGGCCGAUGUGUUUGCCAUGGCCAUGCUGAAGUGUGUGAUGCAAAGAGUACUGAAAACCACUACCAAUUUCAGUGUGAAUGUCAGCAUAAUACUUGUGGGGAAACCUGCAAUCACUGCUGCCCUGGAUAUAAUCAGAAACAGUGGCAACCUGCAACAGCUGGGAACACGAAUAUAUGUGAACCCUGCAAUUGCUAUGGACAUGCCACUGAUUGCUACUAUGAUGCUGGUGUUGAUCAGCGUCAAGAAAGCUUAAACAUCCAUGGGCGCUAUGAAGGUGGAGGAGUCUGCAUUAAUUGCCAGCACAACACAGCUGGCGUUAACUGUGAGAAAUGUGCAGAAGGCUACUAUCGUCCAUAUGGUGUUCCAGUGAGUGCUCCCCAUGGCUGUAUACCCUGCAGUUGUAACUUGGAGCACUCGGAGGGCUGUGAGGAAGGGUCUGGCCGCUGUUACUGUAAGCAGAAUUUCCAGGGAGAGAGCUGCGAGCAAUGUGCAGAUGGAUUCUAUGGCUUUCCGUCUUGUGUCCAAUGCAGCUGUGAUGCCCGUGGCUCUGUGCCUAAUACCUGUGGUCACCGGGGUCAGUGUCUGUGCCACAGCAACUACGCAGGGCUGAGGUGUGACCGCUGUGCCCCGGGCUAUUACAGCUACCCCAGCUGCUCACAAAUCAAUGGUGAAUGUGACCCUUCAGGCACUUCUGGGUCUCAUUUGGGCUAUUGUCAAUGUCUCCAGCAUGUUGAAGGCCCUACCUGCAAUAAAUGCAAACCCUUGUACUGGAACUUGGCCAAAAUAAACCCUGAGGGAUGUACAGCAUGCCAGUGUGAUGUGAGUGGAACAUUAAGUGGAGUUGGAGAAUGUCAGCAGGAAAAUGGACACUGUUAUUGCAAAUCUAAUGUUUGUGGAGAUUCCUGUGACACUUGUGAAGCUGGCUAUUAUGGUCUGGAAAACAAGAAUUAUUUUGGCUGCCAAGGCUGUCGGUGUGACGUCGGAGGGUCCCUGAGCUCCGUGUGCGCCGAGGCCUCGGGUGCCUGCCCGUGCAGAGAGCACGUCGUGGGCACGACCUGCCGCCGGCCAGAGAAAAACUACUUUUUCCCUGAUCUGCACCACAUGAAAUUUGAGGUUGAAGACGGUACUACUGUCAAAGGAAGGGAAAUUCGCUUUGCUUAUGAUCGUGAGGAAUUUCCUGGCUUCAGUUGGAGAGGAUAUGCCCGGAUGUCCUCUAUACAAAACGAAGUGAGGAUAACUUUGAAUGUGGAAAAAUCCAACUCGUUUCACAUUAUCCUGAGAUAUGUUAACUCGGCAAGUGCAGCGCGCUCUGGCCGCGUAGCUGCUUUUCAGUCUCAGCCUGAAACAGGGGCUGCUCAGAGCAAAGAAUUUUUUUUCCCACCCAGCAAGGAGCCAGCUUUUGUCACAAUCCCAGGAAAAAGCUUCAUAGAGCCUUUCUCACUGGUUCCAGGCACAUGGAUUGUCAGUAUAAUGGCAGAGGAAGUUCUCUUGGAUUAUAUGGUGCUGUUACCUAGGGAUUAUUAUGAAGCAUCCAUCCUGCAGUUACAAGUUACUGAACCUUGCACCUAUUCAGGACACGCUUCAACAGAGAACUGCUUGCUUUAUCAGCAUUUGCCAUUGGGCAGAUUCUCCUGUGUCCUUGGUUCAGAGGCAGCCUAUUUCACAAAUGGGGGAGAACACAGAGAGAUGCUUCUUCGACAGCCAACUCCUGACCAUCCGGCCAUGUCCCACAUCAGUGGAGGAGAGGUCAGCUUUCAGAUGACCAUAAAUGUUCCUCAUGUCGGUCGCUACGCUCUGGUCUUUGAGUACGCUAAUGAAGAGGAUCAGUUAUAUACUGCUGAGGUGAUAAUAAAUAGUCCUGGAUCUGUCACUGAAGGCAAAGUGAAAAUAUACAGUUGUAAAUACAGCUUCCUUUGUCGCAGUGUUGUAGUUGAUGAUAGGAAUCGCAUUGCAGUCUAUGACCUUCUAGCAGAUACAAAGAUACUUGUUAAGGCAUCAUCAAUUAAUUUUCUUCUGCACAAAGUUUGUAUUAUAUCAGCUGACGAAUUUUCUCUAGAGUACACCAAGCCUAAAGAGCGCUGCAUAGCUGCUUACCAGAGUACCCAUGACAGAAGCGUGACAUGCCUUUCUUCAGUAUAUGAAACUCCAUCAGGGACUUUGGUUUUGAAUGCAUUCAGGGAUGGAAGAAUUUCUGAAGUGCAUAGAAAUAUGCUCUAUGAGCAGCUCGCUGCCCCUUUGCCUCCUGACACAGUUAAUGGAGUCACCCUGACAUCGUCACAGAACUGGAUCACCUUGAGUGGGAGAGUGCCCCACUUGGGCAGAUACGUGUUUGUGGUUCACUUUUAUCAGCCAGCACACCCAGUGUUCCCUGUGCAAGUGCAUGUGGAUGCAGGACACAUGUGGUCAGGCUCCUUCAAUGCUUCCUUCUGCCCUCAUACCUCUGGCUGUCGGGAUCAGGUAAUUGCAGAAAGCCAAAUUGAACUUGAUGUUUCUGCACCUGAAGUCUCUGUUACAGUAGUGAUACCUGAUGGAAAAAUGCUCAUUCUGGAAAACAUCUUAGUUGUUCCAGCAGAUAACUACAGUUACAAAAUUCUUGAAAAAAAGACUGUGGACAAGUCAUUUGAUUUUAUCAGCCAGUGUGGAGGAAACAGUUUUUAUAUUGACCCCAAAGGAUCACCAGCCUUCUGCAAGGAUUCCAUUAGGUCGCUGGUGGCUUCCUACAAUAACGGAGCGGUGCCCUGCAAGUGCCACCAAGCAGGUGCCACCAGCCCUGCCUGCAGCCCCCUGGGGGGACAGUGCCCCUGCAGACCCAACGUCAUCGGUCGCCGCUGUAGCCGGUGCCGAACAGGCUACUAUGGAUUUCCGUUCUGCAAGUUAUGCAACUGUGGCCGGCGUCUUUGUGAUGAAGUAACCGGUAGAUGCAUUUGCCCUCCUGAAACACUGAGACCAAGAUGUGAAGUGUGCAAGGAACAUUAUUUCAGCUAUCACCCUCUUGCUGGCUGUGAAAACUGCAACUGUUCACACAGAGGAAUUGUUAAUAUGGCAAGUCCAGAAUGUGAUAAAAACAAUGGGCAAUGCAACUGCAAACCAGGAAUAAAGGGACGACGGUGUGAUCAGUGUGCGCCUGGUACUUAUGGUUUCCCAAACUGCAUUCCGUGCAAUUGCAACAGAGGUGGAACAGAACCAGCUGUUUGUGAUCCCCAGACAGGAAUUUGUCUCUGCAAGGAGAAUGUUGAAGGCGCAAAAUGUGAUGUUUGCCGGCCAGGAUCAUUUUAUCUGGAUCCUUCUAAUCCCAAGGGAUGCACCUCUUGCUUUUGUUUUGGCGCAACCAAUACCUGCCGCAGCACAAAUCAUCGUAGAACCAAGUUUGUGGACAUGAGGAACUGGCGUUUGCAGACAGUGAAUAAAAACAUUGACAUUCCAGUAACCUUCAAUCCCGUCAGUAACAGUGUAGUGGCGGAUGUUCAAGAAUUGCCUGCUUCAGUGCAUAGUUUGUACUGGAAAGCCCCACUGUCCUACCUGGGAGAGAAGCUUUCUUCAUAUGGCGGCUACCUAAGUUACCAAGUGAAAUCAUUUGGUUUGCCCAGUGAAGGCAUGGCCCUUCUGGAUAAAAGACCUGAUAUAGAACUGACAGGCCAGCAAAUGAAAGUAGCUUAUGUGGAUCCUAACAACCCACUGCCUGACCGUCAGUAUUACGGCCGUGUUCAGCUAGUUGAGGGAAACUUCAGGCAUUCCAGCAGCAAUAAGCUUGUAUCCAGGGAAGAGCUCCUGGUGAUCCUGUCUAGACUAGAUGGCUUACACAUCAGAGGCCUCUACUUCACGGAGACUCAGCGAUUAACCCUUGCUGAGGUUGGGCUGGAAGAAGCCACCAGCGCAGGAAGCGGCAGCAUUGCCUACAAUGUAGAGACAUGUUCCUGCCCUCCUGAGUAUGCCGGUGACUCAUGUCAGGAAUGUGGUCUUGGAUUUUAUCGUGAGAACAAGGGAUUAUUUACUGGACGCUGUGUUCCCUGCAAUUGCAAUGGAAAUUCAAACAGCUGUCUAGAUGGUUCUGGAAAAUGUAUUAACUGCCAGUAUAAUACUGCUGGGGAGAAGUGCGAGCGCUGCAAGGACGGUUAUUUUGGAGAUGCCACUCAAGGUUCCUGCCGGACGUGCCCUUGCCCUUAUACAAACAGCUUUGCAACGGGCUGUGUAGCAAAUGGUGAAGAAAUCCAGUGUCUGUGCAAAGAAGGCUACACCGGCGUUCGCUGCGAACGCUGUGCUCCUGGAUAUUUUGGAAAUCCACAAAAAUAUGGAGGCUACUGUCAAAAAUGCAAUUGUAACAAUAAUGGGCAGCUGGUGAGCUGUGACCACCUGACUGGAGAGUGCUUAAAUAAUGAACCGAAAGAUGUGGAUCCUGAUGAAGAUUGUGACUCCUGCGAUAGCUGUGUAAUUACACUGCUCAAGGAUUUGAGCACAAUAGGUGAUGAGCUCCAGCUGAUUAAGUCUCAGCUGCAGAACGUCCGUGCGAGCUCCCACACACUGGAGCAGAUGAGGGGCUUGGAGACACGCAUCAAGGACUUAAAGGUUUUAUUGGACAAUUACCGUUCUGUUGUUCGUAAUCAAGGUUCAAAGGUAGAUGAGAUGGAGACAGACUUCAUUAAUCUGAAUCGUGAUGUAAAUGCUCUCCAAGAAAAGGCUGAAAUGAACUACAAAACAGCAGAGAGAUUAUUCAAUAAUUUUGGUGAAACUAAUCAGAAGGGAAAGGAUUUGGUUUCAAGAAUACAAAUAGUUGUCAAUAACAUAAAAGUGCUCCUGGAACAAAUAGCUGGUACCAAUGCAGAAAGUAACAAUUUGCCCCUGGGGGACGCUGCCAAAGAACUGGCUGAUGCCCAGCGCAUGAUGGCAGAGAUGCGAAACCACAACUUUGGCCAACUGCAGGCAGAUGCAGAGCAGGAGAGAAGAGAAGCUCAGCUGUUACUGGCACAUGUUAAGAAUGAGCUACAAAAGUACCACCAAGAAAAUCAUGGGCUUGUUAGAAUUGUGCGGGAUUCACUGAAUGAAUAUGAGUCCAAACUCACUGAUCUUCGUGAAGCUCUGAAUGAAGCCAGUGGACAAGUCAAGCAGGCUGAAAAUUUAAACAGAGAUAACGGAGUUCUGUUGGAAGACAUUAAGAAACGGAUUGACGAGACAAACACCCAGCAGAGCAACAUCUUGGAUAUUUUGAGCUCUGCCCAAACGUCCUUGACACAAGCAAGCAGUGUACUUGGAUUAUUGCAGAAGAGCAAAGAGGAAUAUGAAAGUCUGGCAGCUCAGCUUGAUGGAGCAAGGAAGGAUCUGAACGAAAAGCUGACAAAUGGUUCCUUAUCAGCCAGCAAAGAACCUCUGGUGGUGAGGGCUGAGGAGCAUGCCAACUCUCUGCAAGCCUUGGCGAAACAGUUGGAUGAGAUAAAGAACAGCGCCAGGCAGGACGGGUUGGUCAGCUGUGCUGUGGAGGCCUCCACUGCCUAUGACAACAUCAUUAACGCCAUCAAAGCAGCGGAGGAAGCGGCCAACAGGGCUGGCAGUGCAGCUGACUCCGCUUUACUGACAGUGAAGAGAGAAGACCUAUCAGGAAAAGCUGCAAGGUUAAAAGCUGACAGCAGUGCACUCUUGAAUCAAGCACAAGAGACUGAAAAGACCUUGAAAGUUAUUGGUCCAAACCUUGAAGACAUAAAUCGAAGAGUCGGUGUCGUUGAUGGACAGAAGGAUGAACUAAAAAUUGAUCUUGUCACUCUUCAAAAUAAUCUCAAUGGCAUAAACAGAGACGACAUCGACAGCAAGAUCACCGAGGCAAAGAGCAUGGUGAAAAAUGCCAAGGAUGUCACGACUAGUGUAUUAAGUGAAUUGCUCCCAAUUCAAGCAGAUGUGGAAGAAAUGAAGGGUACCUAUGGAAGCACCCAGAGUGCUGACUUCAGGAAGCUGUUGAUGGAGGCAAACAGUUCAGUAACGAUAUUGACAAACACACUUCCAGAUCUAUUCAGCAAGAUUGAGAGCAUUAACCAACAGCUAACGCCAAUGAACAACAUCUCUGAGAACGUAAAUCGCAUAAGAGAGCUUAUUCAGCAGGCAAGAGAUGCUGCAAACAAGAUUGCCAUUCCCAUGAGGUUCAAUGGCAGCUCUGGGGUAGAAGUUCGACCUCCAAGGAACCUUGAAGAUUUGAGAGGCUAUACUUCCCUGUCUUUCUUCCUCCAAAGACCUCAGAAAAGAUCGGAUAUCCUCCAGAGGGCACCAAAUAUGUUUGUCCUGUACCUGGGUAAUAAAGAUGCUUCCCAGAACUACCUUGGCAUGGCCCUGAAGCGUGGUCGCCUCACCUGUGUCUACAACCUGGGAGGCAACGAAGCAGAGAUAGAUGUGGAGCCGCUGGUGACCGAGAGCAACUCCGAGGAAGCCAUUCUGGAUCAAGUCAAGUUGGAAAGGAUUUACCAGUAUAUGAGGCUGAAUUACAUCAAAGCGGCUACAUCAACUUCUCCAGAAAAUGAAAAGCCUUUGGAUGGGAACAGUGGAGACAGUCACACUCUCCUAAACCUUGAUCCCAACAAUACUGUCUUUUAUGUUGGAGGAUACCCACCAGAUUUUAGGCCUCCACAAAAGCUAGACUAUCCUCAUUAUGAAGGCUGCAUUGAAUUAGACAGCCUAAAUGAGAAUAUUAUCAGCCUGUACAACUUCAAGAGGACAUUUAAUCUCAAUACCACUGAAGUGCAACCAUGCAGAAGGUAUAAAGAAGAGUCUGACCAAAGCUAUUUCGAGGGCACUGGUUAUGCCAGUGUCUCAUCUAAGGAAACAAACGCUUACAUGACAGCACGCUAUGAGCAGACGAUUCAGACCACUGCAGAUGAAGGGCUCGUGUUUUUUGCAGCAAAUGAGGACCAGUUCAUCAGCAUACUCAUUAAAAAUGGUCAUCCUGUUUUUAGAUACAAAAUUGGCACCGAGCCUCCAAAGGAAAUAGAAAACAACGCGACUGUAAAUGAUGGAACAUAUAAACAAAUUAGUUUGGUGAUUAUCAGAAGUAACAAUGCUGUUCAUGUCAGUCCUGGUAUUAGUGUCAAUACGAGAGUCUUCAGUUUCACUAAAUACUACCUGGGUGGAAUUCCAUCUUCUCUCCGGGAACGCUUUAAUAUAUCUACACCUCCAUUCCGGGGCUGCAUGAAGAACGUUAAAAACCCUAGAACUGCAUCUGUUAUUUUUGAUGAGACCGUUGGUGUCAGCAAGAAAUGUUCAGAUGACUGGAAGAUUGUCAGAUCUGCAGCUUUCUCCAGAGAGGGAACCCUGAGCCUGAGUUCAACAGGAUUCCCAUUUCCCAGAGAUUUCCAAGUCAGCUUUGGCUUUCGCACUGUGACGUCAACUGGAACACUCUUAAAUUACAGUCCUAAUAGUCUUCUCGUCUUCCUGAGACCUGGCUCUGUAGUGGUAAGGAUGGGAGAAACAGAAAACAAACUGGACAAGAAGUAUGAAGAUGGGUCGAUGCAUUAUGUGACAGUCAUAAAAAAUGAUGACAUACUAAGACUGCUGGUGGAUGAUGAGCCUGUGUCAAAGACUGUUGGCUAUUCAGGACGACAGCCAUUAGCCCAGCCUAUAAGAUUUGGAGGAGAUGAUUUUGAAGGUUGCAUCUCAAACGUCUUUAUAGAAAGGGCAGGGCAGCUCCCGGCGGUUCAAAAUCUAGUUGACUACACCAGGAAGAGCGGCGUGGCGCUCGGAGCCUGCCACCAGUACCUGAACCCUGAACCAAGGCUGCUGCAAGAACUCAAUAGUUCCAUCACAUUUAAGAUGCUCAAGAAUGAAAAAUACCUUGGUUAUCUGAUGGACGCUGAGCUGCAGCAGGACCAGCAAAGCUCGGUCUUGUCUAAUGUCACUCAGUUAAAGGUCAAUAGUGGAGCCUAUCUGUUUGGAAACACUCCCAACAGUUUUGUGUCAUACACCUUUUCGCCAGUGUACCCUUCAGACAGGUUGCAUUUUUCUGUAGAUGUGCGGACUCGAUCAUCAAGAGGAUUAGUGUUUUUUGUGGAGGAGAGAUUUGAGAACUCUUACCUGGCUCUCCACAUUUCCAAAGGACGUUUUGUCUUUUCCCUUGUUUCCGGAGGAAAACGCUUCAAAAUCAAAACCGAUGCCAAAUACAACGAUGGUCAGUGGCACACUGUGGCGUUCAGCAGGCAUGGGAAGAGCAUCCGCCUCGUCGUCGAUGGGCUCAGGGCCCAGCACGGAAGACUGGGAGCAAGCUCUGCCGCCGGCAUUCAGCCACCCAUCUACCUGGGCGGGCUGCCCUCGCCGGGCCCCCAGAUUAUUCCAGUGAACAGUUUCAAAGGCUGCCUGAGGAAUUUUAAGAUGAAUGGAGAAGUCAUGAAUACAGCUCAGCAAAAAGAUGGUGUACUUCCAUGUCUGGAUGUUCCCACGGAGACUGGCAUUUAUUUCUUUAACGAAGGAGGAUAUAUCACCAUUGAUCACUUGGCCCUGGGCUUGGAUUUUACAAUUGCAUUUACUGUUCACCCGAGGAGCUCAGCAGGGGUGCUUCUCCAUUCGGGAAGCAAGCGGGACAACUACCUGACUGUUUACAUGCAAGGAGGAAAAGUUGUCGCCGUUGGAAAUAACGGGGCAGGAGAGUUUGAGACGUGGGUGCGAGCGGCGCGGUCCCUGCGCGGCGGGACCUCAGUCACAGUGUCUCGGAAGGGAAACGCGGUGCAGCUGGAGGUUGGCACUCGCAGCAACGCUACCACUGGACUCCCUCCCUUCACGCCUCGACUCGGGCGCCAGCCGCUCUACUUGGGCGGCAUUCCAGCAAAUGUGGCCACACCCUGGCUUCCCGUUAGAGAUCCCUUUAUUGGCUGUCUCCGGAGCAUCAUCCUCAACGACAACCCCGUCUCCCCCCGCGGCCUUUCCGAGGCGCGCGGUGCCGUGAGCCUGCACGGCUGCCCCGCCGAGUAG
Molecule: messenger RNA, 9582 nt
Organism: Nothoprocta perdicaria
Lineage: Eukaryota; Metazoa; Chordata; Aves; Tinamiformes; Tinamidae
Gene: LAMA3
Product: laminin subunit alpha 3
Exons: 72
Coding region: 1-9582 (3193 amino acids)
Biological process (GO): regulation of cell adhesion; regulation of cell migration; cell adhesion
Cellular component (GO): basement membrane
Molecular function (GO): signaling receptor binding
Source: RefSeq, a predicted model, not a curated record